GCUGCCCAACACCACAGGAUGCCUUUCUCCCCCUCGUCGCAGAAGUCAAAGAAUGUAAAGAUGGUCGUACAGUGUGGAGAAUGCCUCAAGUGGAGAGUGUGCUAUGCAGCACGAGUUCUAAAACCUGAGCAAAGGCGGCAACUAGAGCGGGAACUGGAAUUGUUGGCCUUCUCUUGUGGCACAUGCUUUCAAGAUGUUUCUACUGAUGGUGAUGAAGAGUCUGUCUUCAAUGUAGUCUACGUCAACGAUAAACUCACCUGUGACUUGCCAAUAGAAGCACCAUACUAUGUUACUUUUGACGACCCUCUGUGCUUUUUUUGUGGAAGUGAACACGAUCUUAUCACUGGGGAUGGGAACUACCCUCUGUGUAAUGAGUGUAGAGAUGCAGGCAAGAAUCCUCACAAGAAGAACACUAGGGCCUUUAAUCCUCGACCACAGUAGGUCAUUUUACUGCAUUCCUUCAGCAAGGAAAGAACCAAGUGUUGUAUGAUCUUUUAACACUUAAAGUUUUACUUUUCAAAUCUGGUUCACAAUGUUUGGAAUAUUAAAAAAAGAGCACAGAACACAGAUUGGAACCUCAAGUUCAAUUUAGUUCUAUUUUUUAACGUUAAAUUGAUUUUUGCCUGCAUCUCCACAGUUUUAAGAAAUAGAUUACUUUUUAUCCGAAAGCAUACUUGGUGGUAGUAAGCAUCCAGCAAAAUUAUUUUGUCUAUUUCCCCUGUUGAUAAAAAACACUAACAAAUUAUGUACAUAAUGUAGAAAACUUUGAAUCUCCAAAAUUGCCUGCAGGCGUUUUUGAGAAAUUUCCAUGGUGUCCGUUGGAAUGCUGCCCUCAAUACAGCCAGAGAUGAGGUUGGUACCCACUGUCAGCUCGUUGAACGUGGAUGCAUUUGAUGGAAAAACCGUGACAGUUUUUCGCAGUUUACUCAAUAAGUAGGCACUGCA
Messenger RNA from Asterias rubens (European starfish), 945 nucleotides. RefSeq lists its product as uncharacterized. The transcript is spliced from 2 exons. The coding region runs from base 19 to 441 and encodes 140 amino acids. Lineage: Eukaryota; Metazoa; Echinodermata; Asteroidea; Forcipulatida; Asteriidae. The record is from RefSeq and is a predicted model, not a curated record.